GACGUCUGCUAUGACGAACCGUAGACGAAGACGCAGGGAACGCGUGGAUGUAAAUACGUAGUAGGCCAGUUAACGCGAACAUUCUUUAAAUUCUUAAAAAUGCGUAUUGAAAAGUGUUACUUUUGCUCUGGGCCUGUUUAUCCUGGGCACGGGAUGAUGUUUGUACGUAACGACUGCAAGGUGUUCAGAUUCUGCAAAUCAAAGUGCCACAAAAACUUCAAGAAGAAGCGUAAUCCAAGAAAGACAAGAUGGACAAAAGCAUUCAGAAAAGCUUCUGGAAAGGAGUUGACAGUUGACAACUCGCUGGAGUUUGAGAAACGCAGAAAUACUCCGGUGAAAUACAGGAGGGAGCUGUGGGGGAAGACAGUGGAGGCGAUGAAGAAGGUGGAGGAGAUCAAACGUAAACGACAGUCAAGGUUCAUCAUGAACCGACUGAAGAAGGGCAAACAGUUGGAGAAGACAGAGGCCAUCAACGAAGUAAAGAAGAACAUUCAUCUCAUCAAAGCUCCACAUGCAGGCAAAGCCAAACAGAUGGAAGACAAAAUGGUGCAGAAGCUGGCAGAAGAUGUGGAAAUGGACGGUGCUGAUUAAUGUUUCUUUUGGUGAAACAUUGUUUCAGUGACAGCCCAUAUGAAACAAAAAUAUCUCAAGAAUGAGAUUAUAUUUUGAGUACUUCGUUUGUUUUAAAUUUCUUGAAAAGCAAAUUAUGUUGGCCUUAAAAAUACUGUGUAAGAUAUAGGAUGUGUUAUUGUAGUGAAUUAAUAAAUUGAGUUUUAAGGCAAUAAGUAGAGUAGCAUGAAGCUUUUUCCCAAGUGAAAGGUUUCUGAUGUUUGGGUGUAUUCUUUUUGCAAAAGAAACUGAACCAAUAUCAUUAUUUGUGUCAUUGUUUUGUCUCUGUCUUGAGCUAUCAUGUUUCCCAAAAUGUGUUAUGUCAUCUAGCUCAUACAGGCUUGAGAUGAAUAUUUUCAGAUUUGCAUUUUGAUACAAGCUUGAGAUCUGUUAACAGGAAAUCCAUGUAAAGUAUGUGUUAUACCAUUAGGCUUCCAUUGUCAUAUUUAUAUUUUACAAUGUUUGUGAUGUAAUGAACAUUUAAAUUGAAUUCUAUUGAUUUUCUUAAAAUAUCUACACACAAUGGGUAGAAAAAAGGGCUUUAUAAAUACAUUUGAUUGAUAUAAACAUGACUAUCAAAUGGGAUCCCUUUAUCGUGAACUAUAUAUUUUGUUGUAACGUGAUAUGUGUUGCUUAUUACGAAUUAAACGAUUCUAUAGUC
Molecule: messenger RNA, 1270 nt
Organism: Esox lucius (northern pike)
Lineage: Eukaryota; Metazoa; Chordata; Actinopteri; Esociformes; Esocidae
Product: probable ribosome biogenesis protein RLP24
Exons: 5
Coding region: 100-591 (163 amino acids)
Biological process (GO): ribosomal large subunit biogenesis
Cellular component (GO): nucleolus
Source: RefSeq, marked provisional